Messenger RNA from Hansenula ciferrii, 1611 nucleotides. Its product is annotated as SNG1 family protein. The record is from RefSeq and is a predicted model, not a curated record. Lineage: Eukaryota; Fungi; Ascomycota; Saccharomycetes; Phaffomycetales; Wickerhamomycetaceae. Bases 1 to 1611 code for a protein of 536 amino acids. Gene Ontology annotation, cellular component: membrane. The transcript has a single exon.
AUGUCGUACAAGGACUCAGUGGACCCUUUGGAAGAGGCUACAUAUAGAACACAGUCUCACAAUGAUCACGAUAUUGUCGGUGGGUCACAGAUGCCUCCAGUUCAUAUCUCAUCGGGUCAAAGAAGCAGGUCUAAUUCAUUAAUAAACUAUGCCUUGGGAAGAGUAGAACAAGAUAAACCUAAUGAAGUUAUUGAAGAACAUCCAGAUGAAAGUGAAGAGAGUAAAGAACACGAACAAGAGAAAGAACAAGAACAAAAUGAACCAUUGGAACAAGGAUUAACUAAAACUUCAACAACAAAAUCAGAGAAAAGGGCAAGACAUGAACGAAAUAAAUCAAAUUUUUGGAAAGUUGUUGUAAUGUUUGCAAAAGUUUAUCUGAUAAUGUUUGUCUUAUUUGUUGGUAUCUUAUCAAUUUAUUGGGGAUCUUUAUAUGAUAGACCUUCUCAUUAUCAUAAGAUUAAUUAUCUUGUUGUACUUGAUGAAGAUCUUGAAGCUCAACAACCACCAUCAUUAUAUUCAUUAACUUUACAAAAUUUAUUAACAAAUGAAGCUAUUACUAAAUAUGGAACUUUUGAAUUUCAAAAUGGUACAACUUUCAAUGAAUUAGCUCAAAAACAUAAUAAUACAAAUAGAGAUGAAGUUAUUAGACAAGUUCAUCAUCAAAAUUAUUGGGGUGGUAUUUAUGUCCCAAAAAAUUUAACUCAAGAUUAUUAUCAAGCAUUAACAACAAAUUCUUCAUUUAAUGGUACCAUUGAAUUUAUUUAUGAAACUGGUAGAAAUCCUCAAGGUGUUGCAUCAUAUAUCGUUUCAAUAAUGAAAACUAUUGAAAAACAAUUUGUUAAAUCUGGUUCUCAAUCAAUUGUUCAAAGGUUAAUUUCUCAAUUAUCACAAGAUCAACUUUCAACAAUACUUCAAUCUCAUAGUGAAUUAUUACAACCAUUAUGGUGGCAUUGGACAGAUAAUAGACCAAACCCAGGAUCAAUCGUCAUUACAGUCGUUCAAAUUGGAUUAAUUUAUUUAUUAGUUUUAUCAUUUCAUCAAUUUAAUUUCGCUUCAAGUACACAUGAAUACAUCUUGAAAAACAUUCAUACAAGGCAAUAUUUAUUAUAUCAUUAUACUGUAUCACAAUUAGCUUAUAUUAUACUUUCAUUAGUUUAUUCAUUAAUGACUUUAGCUUUUAAAGUUGACCAUACAAAAACAUUUGGUAAAAGUGGAUUUUUAGUUGAAUGGGUUUUCGUUUAUUUAACAAUGGCUGCAUUAGGUGGUGUUAAUGAAAAUGCAGCAAUUCAAAUCUUUGCACGUUAUAAACCAAUAAUUGGGUUUUGGAUUGUUUUUUUCCUUGUUAUUAAUGUUUCACCUGUUUUUUCACCAAUGAUUGUUAUGAACCGGUUUUAUAGAUAUGGUUAUGCAAUGCCAUUAUAUAAUGGUAAUGAAUUAUUGAAAAUCAUCUUUUUGGAUACUUAUAAGGGGAAUAUUGGUAGAAAUGUUGGUGUUUUAAUUGCUUGGAUUGUAUUGAUGAACAUUAUUUUACCUUUUAAUUUAAGAAAUGUUAGAAAUUAUACAAGAGCAGUUAAUGCAAAAGCUAAAAAAGUUUUGGAUGAAAAGAAAUAA